UAUGCAUACUGUCACAAUACUAUGUAACUUAAAACAUGAGCCGAUAAAUGGCCAAACAUUAUUACAAGACUAUUUAAUGAAAUGUAUUAUUUUAUGCAGAUCACCUUAAUGCAUAUAAACAGAUAAGGGUACAGAGUAGCGUUACUGUAAAACAUAUAGCGUUGUGAUAAUAUCAGCAAUAUGGUCAGAUCGUUCAUUGUAAAGAAAUGUUUUUAUAAUUCAUGCUAGUUUAGUAUUUACUGUCGUUUGAUGCUCCAGUGAACCAGAAAAUACCAAAACUUGUCUCAUCGAAUGCUUGAAUUCCGUUUCAAAUGAAGCAGACAUCAGCAGAAAUUUAAAUGACAGGCAGGCUCUAACCUUAUCGUUCUUUUGACAUGUUCAACUUUAAAGAAAGCUUAUCUUCACCAGAAAAAAGAAAGCAAUGUUAUUUAAAAGAAACUUGCUGUGAAACAGGGUGUUUUUUCUUAUCCCUGAAAUUGAUUCAAAUUGAGUUGAUUGAGAAGGAAUUGAGCGAACAAAGUGUUGAUUUUUUAAAAAUAGGCGGAAGCAAAACUAAUGCAUUAGCAUUAUUUUAUAUUUAAAGAUAACCCACUUACUGCGAUAAAAAAUAAGUCAUACACCCCGGCACGAAAGUCGUGAGCCUCGUGAGUAUCGUUUUUCUGCUUCAAUGCGAGAAAUCUGAUCUUUAGGAGAAAGACGAUGGAUGCAAAGCAUCUCUUUCUCUUUCGCUCUCUUUCUAUCUCUGUUUGUCAUGCUUUCCGUUUAAGACUGGGCUAUGGAGUUAAACAACCUAGAAUAAUAAUGCUUCCAUUGUCUGCCCAAUCCUGGUAUACAUCGUAGCAGCUGCGACGAUGAUGUCUUCUGGCGUGUAUCGUUAGUAGGCUUUGGAAGGCGUUCGCAUACGAGUAUUAGUCAGCAUCGAGUUUUAUGUGUCUGCAUGCGUAAGUGCACCGUUUCUCUGGUCGAGCCGACGAGUCGCUUCGAGCAGUUGCUUCGGCGAGGGCUUUGCCUUGAACCUUGCGAUCGGGUGAAUUCGUCGACCAGCUAUUGAACACAACGAAACGCCACCGUGUCGCUUAACAUUCGCUUUAAAUCACUCCUGCAUCUUGUACGCAAAACAUCGAUGGAGCACCCGAAUCAAGAGCCUACGAAGCAAAUGCAAGGCGAGUUCAUCGAAUGGAAGCCCUCCGAGCCGGGCGAGUGGCAGUUUUUAUUCUUCGAGGACCAGGAGCUCAAACUUUCUCUGGACUCAGAAGAGGAGGGACAGGAAGCGAUGCCAUACAGCAUGAAACAACCGCCCUAUCUGUUGAACGAUGUUUUGCGAUGCGCUUGCUGCCACCAGUGCCAAUUCCAGUGCUACGAGAACGAUCUGCUGCUGACCUGCCAGUCGCAUCCACGGUUGAUUUGCUGGAUGUGUGAAAAAGCGCCGGCCACACCGCCCAACACACUUCAAACGACGGCCGUGGCCGACUUUACGGAUUCAGAUAGCCUAACAGACACGAGCGAGCUUAUCGAAACGGACGACAACGGAGAAGAUUCACGGUUGAUAGAAGGGUAGUUUUUUUAAAAAUAAUUUUCAAGUUAUUCAAGAGCAACAGUUCGCACUACAUCUUCCUUUGAUGUGGCGCACCGUCGUCCUUAUUAGCUAAUAAUGGAUAUAUUUAUAUCUGUAUAUAAAAACAAAUUCAUAAUGUAUUAUAAUAAAUAAAAAACUUUU
Messenger RNA from Anopheles gambiae (African malaria mosquito), 1717 nucleotides. RefSeq lists its product as uncharacterized. The transcript has 2 exons. NCBI's taxonomy places the organism in Eukaryota, Metazoa, Arthropoda, Insecta, Diptera, Culicidae. The record is from RefSeq and is a predicted model, not a curated record. The coding region runs from base 1124 to 1558 and encodes 144 amino acids.